AUGGUCGCGAGUUAUGUGCUUCCUCAAGAGCCUACUUCAGCACCAGUUGAAGCUACUCUUAUCCUACCUUCGUCUUCAUCUUCUGUUUUGGCAGACAAAACCAAGCAGCGGCAGCAGGCAGCAGUGCUUGAUGCAUGGUUGGCAAUGCAUGGUGAUAAUCUUUACCCUUGCAGGGAAGAAAAAGAACGCUUGGCAAAGGACAUGUCGAUGACAUAUGUUCAGGUUGUUUUUAAAUUAUGA
Messenger RNA from Thelazia callipaeda (thelaziosis nematode), 240 nucleotides. Lineage: Eukaryota; Metazoa; Nematoda; Chromadorea; Rhabditida; Thelaziidae. The record is from the annotation of a GenBank genome assembly.